GGAGGGGCUGGUGGUCUCCAUGGUUGCUAGGGGCAACCAUAGGGGAGUGAGCGUCCGUCCGUGCGUGUGGACUACAUAUAGUGUGUGUGUGCGUGCGUGCAUCCCGCCAAAUCCAUCCCUCACAAUUGGCCGAGAGAGACACACACAGAGAGAGACAGAGAGAGAGAGAGAGGUAGAGAGACAUAGAGGAUGGCUGGUAGGAUUAUUUAGCUCCAGCAGCAGCAGCGUCUUUUCGCCUCCAACACAACAAGCUUAUUACCUUUCUCUCUCUCCACGCGCUUGGAAACGGAUUUACGCGCAAAGGAAAAGAAGGAGUUUUGGAGGACAAGUAGGAUGCUGAGUAUCUUUCCUCCUCGCCACUGUUCUCCACCGUGCUCUCCAUGACCUGAGAGCGCCACCACAGCGGGAGGAACGAAACACCAGAACGAGAGAGGAAGAGGAGGGCAGAAGGCCAGGGAAGGAAAAGGAAGGAACACACUUUUUCUUUUGUUGUUGUUUUGUUUUCCCUUUCCGAAAUGGCGGCGACGGAGGCCAGCGCGGCGCCGGUGGUCCAGGAAGACGGGAAAACCCCCGAGAGCAAGCCGACGGAGGCUGAGCAGCCGGCUAAAAACGCCAACGCAAACUCAGAGACUGUCAACAGCGAAGUUGUCGAUAAAGAUGGCACCGCUGUCAACAACGAGGUUGUCGAUAACAAAGAGACAGUGAAUAACGACACAGCGGCGGCGACGGCGGCGGCAGGAGCCGAGGAGGGAGAAGCAGCAGCUAGCGGGGAGGCGGCACCUCCUCAGAGCUCGGAAAACACCUCCUCUGCCGAGCCCAAGACCUCGUUCCUGGACUCCUUCCUCAACAAGAGCGGCCUGGGGAAGGUGAUGGCAGGAAGGAAGAAGAAAGAGCAGAGCACAGCCGCCGGAGGAGGAGGAGAGGAGAGCGCUGCCGAAGGAGGCGAGAAAGAGGGAGAGAAAGGAGGCGAGGAGGCCGCAGCAGCUGAGGGAGGAGCAGAGGGAGGUGCAGAAGGAGAUGGAGCGAUAGAGAAAGCUCCAGAAAACGUAGAGAAGGAGGAGGAGAAGAAAGCAGAGAAGGGCAAAGCGGCGGAGGCUAAAUCCACAGUUCGAGAUAUGAUCAGGAAGCCGGUGGCGAGGAUCUUCUCCCAUCGCAGCACCGAGAAGAAGGACGGCGCCGCCGCAGAACCCCAGAAACAAGUCAAGGUUCGAUCCAAGUCCCUGGACCGGCUGGAAGACCCUGAAGCACUUAACACCACCGACUCCACCAUAGAGGAGGGAGGAGCAGCAGCAGGAGCAGAGGGAGGAGCAGAGGGAGCUGCAGAGGGAGGCGCAGAGGGCGAACAGAAAGCGUCGUCCUCCUCAGCAACCACCAAGCACAUGAAGCGCUGGCACUCCUUCAAGAAGCUCAUGGCUCAGAAGGCGCACAAGAAGAGCGGAGGAGGAGGAGGAGUAGAGGAAGUCAAGGAGGAUGGAGAAGGAGGAGAAGGAGGCGGAGACUCCUCCACGCUGGACUCCAAGGAGUCGGGGCAGAAGAGGUGGAAGCUGAAACGCUCCUGGACCUUCCAGGGUAUGAAGAGGGACCCGUCCAUGGUCGGCAUCAGCGGCAAGGCUAAGGGCUCCGACAAAGACUCUGCUGACAACGACAAGCCAGAGGAGGCGGCGGCGGGAGGAGCUGAGGGAGGAGAGGAGGCUAAGGCGGAGGGAGGAGAAGAGGAGGCCAAGACGGAGGGAGGGGAGGAGAAGGAGAAGGCUGAGGGAGCGGAGGAGGAGAAGGCGGCGACGGCGGGAGGUGGGACGGUGACGCAACACGCCAACGAGAUCUGGACCUCCUUCAAGAAGCGCGUCAUCCCAAAGUCCAAACGCGCCAACACGGAGUGCGCCCCCAGCGGGGAGGAGGAUGCAACUGCAGCUGCAGGUGAGGAUGGAGCGGCAGAAGAAAGCAAAGACGGCAAGUCAGCCAAGGCCAAGCGCACACAUUUUGGCCGUGCAGUUUCCCUGAAGAACUUCAUCCUGCGAAAGGGCAAGUCCACCAGCGUGGACAUGGGCGAGGGCGCCAAGGAGGAGGAGGAGGAGGAGGAGGAAGCCGCGGAGGCAGGAGAAGCAGUGGAGGAAGCAGCUGCUGACGGUGAAGUCGCCACAGCGACCGAGGAGUCCAAUGACAAAGACGCAGCGGAGGCCGAGAAGACACCGGUGCCGGUGGCGGCAGCGGCCGAGAAGAAGACGCCGGUGGAGGAGGUGACCGGAGGGGAGGCGCCGAAGGAGGUGGAGAAGACGCCGGCCGAAGCUCCGGUGACCAACGGGGAGAACGGCUGCUCCAACGGCACGGGGGAGGAGAACGCCACACACAAUCACCAGGAGGAGGAGGAGGAGGAGAAGAAGACGACGGGGGGCAGCCCCGUGAAGAAGAGCAAGGAGGCAGGGGGAGCGAAAGAGGAGGCCAACGCCAAGAUCAUCAACGCCACGGCGGCUGUGAACAGCGACAAAAAGGCGGGAAACGUGUGAGGCCACACAAAGAGGAUUAGAACUGCCCGGGAUUCGCUGAGCAAGGAUUCGCUCUGAGCCCCGCCCACCCCCUAACUCCUUCCCCUCCUCCUCCUCUUCCUCCUCUUCCUCCUCCUCUCCCUUCAUCCCUCCUUCCUCCCGAAUAAACGGAGUAAUCACGUGUUAACAGAACACCAUGGUGAGAAAAAGAGAGCGAAAGAGAGAGAGAUUUGAGAGAAUGAGAAAAGAUGCAAUUCAUGUUAGAUGAGAUAAAAUAAUAAUUACUCAGAAAGCAAUAAUAAUUCAAGCCCUUCUUUUCGUCCCUCCAUCCCUCCAUCCGUCUCCCUCCGUCCGACGCAUACAUACAAAAACAUCACGUGUUUUUACUUUUUGUUUUCUUUGCUUGUCUGUGAGAUUUUAUAUUUGUCUACGAGAGAAAAAGAAAAAUGUAAAAAAUGAAAAUCGAGACAUUCCACCCCCCCACUCCCCCCGUUUCCCUCGCCGCCCUAUUUUCCUCGUCAAGCUACUUAACUCUGCUCUCCGUCUCUACCGACUCCUGAUUGGUGGAUAUAAAGACAAAAAAAAAAAAAAAAAAAGACUGUUAGUUUUAUAUUGACGGCCAUUUUGGUUUGUAGUCCCCCCCCCCCCCAACCUCCCCCCUCCCUCCCCCUCCCCUCCGUCUCCGUCCCCAGUAGAUAUUUGACAGUAUACAGCAGGACCAUGCUACAGUAUAUAAACUGCCCUGAGGACUGCCACUUCCCAACCAACACUGCAAUGUCUUCAGCUCUGUGUGUUUAAUGUUUUUAGACUGUUAUAUUGUGUACAUGAAUUUAAAAAAGAAAAAAAAAAAAAAAAAAAAACCAUCAAAUAUUAAAGUCAAUUUUUUUUUUUUUUUUUUUUCCCCGUUUGGUUUGAAUUCUACUUUCUUGUUUUAAUUUUUUUUAAAAACACAUCUUCUUCACUGUUACCUACCGCGCAGUCUGGCGAAAUGCUGUAAUUAAAAAAAAAAAAAAAAAAAAAAUGAUAAUAAUAAUGAUGAUGUUUUUGUUGGUCCAAGUUUUCACAUGUCCGCUAGCAAAUUGUCAAGAAAAAAAAAUAGUACAAUAAAGACUAAAAUCUAACAACUAAA
Messenger RNA from Sebastes umbrosus (honeycomb rockfish), 3612 nucleotides. RefSeq names its product neurofilament heavy polypeptide. The record is from RefSeq and is a predicted model, not a curated record. Bases 516 to 2504 code for a protein of 662 amino acids. The transcript is spliced from 4 exons. Lineage: Eukaryota; Metazoa; Chordata; Actinopteri; Perciformes; Sebastidae.